GCGCACUCACACGGAUGCUUGGUGCAGGAUUGGCCCCGGCUCUGGAUCGCUUUCUCUCUUGUGUCCCUUUGGAUUUGGAGCUCUGCUAGGCGCAUUCCCAGGAUUAAUACCCCGAUCGCCUCCCGGAUCCCCUCUCCCUUCACCAUGCGGCUGUCCUGGAAUCCUCCCCGCGCCCUGGCCGAUCGCAGCCAGCCCCGGAUCGGAGCUCGGUGAAGGGGGACAAUGAGCGGCGACCAGGAGCCAGAUGACAGUUACGCCCGCGUGCGAGCUGUGGUGAUGACACGGGAUGACUCGAGUGGUGGAUGGCUACCGCUAGGAGGAGGUGGUCUCAGCUGUGUUACCGUGUACAAAAAUCUCCACCCUGAAGAUAACGGUUGUGCUGAUUUCCUCGUCCAUGGAGAACGGCUUAGAGACAAAACCGUGGUCUUGGAAUGCGUACUUAGGAAGGAACUUAUCUAUAAUAAAGUCACUCCUACAUUCCACCACUGGAAGAUUGGAGACAAGAAGUUUGGCCUCACUUUCCAGAGUCCUGCAGACGCAAGAGCAUUUGACAGAGGGAUACGCCGUGCCAUUGAGGACCUCACUCAAGGCUGCCCCACAUCCUCCCAUGGAGAAGCAGAGGCACCAGAGGAUGGACCCCAGGUGAGCAGAGAAGACCAUUACAACUCUCAAAACAUUGACUCCUUUUUCCAACAUGAUCCACUCCCGAUAGACGAGUUGUACCGCAGCUCUGCCAUCAGACCCUCUCCAUUUGAGAAUCUCAACCCCAGAAGGGGUUACAUGCACAAUCAGGUCCCUUUGAAGCAAAUGCGACAUGUCAGUUUCCAGGAUGAAGAUGAAAUUGUGCGUAUCAAUCCCCGGGACAUCAUUAUACGACGAUACGCAGACUACCGUCACCCAGAUAUCUGGAGGAAUGACCCAGAGCGAGAAGAGCCAGAGGUCGGUCCUCCCGCCACCAAGACAGACAGUAAAAAAUGCAACUACGUUUACUCCCCACCCAAUGGCAGAGACUCUGUUAAAGAGCAGAAAGUCCCUGGGGUAUUUAAGACUCAACCCACGUCCUCCCUGAAGAAGAGGCGGAAAGAAGAUGGAGAGCGCUCCAGGUGUAUAUACUGUCAGGAACGUUUCAACCAUGAAGAGAAUGGGAGGGGGAAGUGCCAAGAUGCUCCCGAUCCCAUCCGUCGGUGCAUCUACCAGGUCAGCUGUAUGCUAUGUGCAGAGAGCAUGCUCUACCACUGCAUGUCGGACUCCGAAGGAGACUUCUCCGACCCUUGCUCUUGUGACGCCUCCGAUGAAAACUUGUGCCUCCGCUGGCUGGCUCUAGUCACGUUAUCAUUUAUUGCCCCCUGUAUGUGCUGCUACCUGCCCCUACGCGCUUGUCACCACUGUGGGGAGAUGUGUGGCUGCUGUGGGGGGAAGCAUAAAGCAGCUGGAUGACGUACUGAUUCUUUGAUCCCAGGAAGAAUUCUUUAUUUGCCAGGUGGCUGCUGGACCGAGGCGGGCAGUUUUACAUUACGCCUCGACAGGUCUACACGAGGAGAACUUUACCGGAGUUGUCUGGGUUCAGAACGGACCAGCGUGAAUAUGUAACAGUGCCAGUUCUGAGUUUAUAUGUAUGUAUGUGUGUGUAUGUGUAUGUAUGUAUAUAUAUAUAUGUAUAUAUGUACACACACACCUUUUGUAAUUAAUAUUAUUUUAUUUUUAUUUGCCAUUCCUGUUCAAACAGAAAAAAAUGCUUAAGCCAACCGGCUAAUGAUCAGAUGAAUUAACCAUAAGAAAGGCUUAGACAGCACAUUGAUCUGGUUUAAAUAUUUGAUAGCUAAAACAAGGAAAAAAAGAGGAGGGCAAACGUACAAGAGAACAAAAGAUAUCUGUGCCCCCCCCCGCCCCGCCCCGCACAUCUCCUGGCCCUUAACCCUUUAAAGACCAAAAGUUUGCACGCACUUUUAAACGUAAAUGUGUUUCCUAUACGUCUGGCCUGCCAAGGGUUAACACAUGAUUUAAAAAAAAAAAAAAAAAAAGUAUGCGUUUUCAGGAAUAAUUAACAUUGUA
Messenger RNA from Spea bombifrons (plains spadefoot toad), 2052 nucleotides. It is a transcript of the gene SPRED1, whose product is annotated as sprouty related EVH1 domain containing 1. Bases 223 to 1437 code for a protein of 404 amino acids. The transcript is spliced from 6 exons. Gene Ontology annotation, cellular component: membrane. Gene Ontology annotation, molecular function: protein kinase binding. NCBI's taxonomy places the organism in Eukaryota, Metazoa, Chordata, Amphibia, Anura, Pelobatidae. Gene Ontology annotation, biological process: negative regulation of MAPK cascade; multicellular organism development. The record is from RefSeq and is a predicted model, not a curated record.